Messenger RNA from Exophiala viscosa, 998 nucleotides. Its product is annotated as dihydrodipicolinate synthase/N-acetylneuraminate lyase. The record is from RefSeq and is a predicted model, not a curated record. Gene Ontology annotation, molecular function: N-acetylneuraminate lyase activity. Gene Ontology annotation, cellular component: cytosol. Gene Ontology annotation, biological process: N-acetylneuraminate catabolic process. NCBI's taxonomy places the organism in Eukaryota, Fungi, Ascomycota, Eurotiomycetes, Chaetothyriales, Herpotrichiellaceae. The transcript has a single exon. The coding region runs from base 235 to 975 and encodes 246 amino acids.
CUCCUCCACUUGAAAUUUCGAACAGAGACCCCAUCACCUCGAAGAUAUUGACAAAAUGAUUGCCAAAGCACGAGCGCCCUUAGCAGGAAUAUUGGUGGCUUUGAUCACGCCAUUCACUGAUGAUGGCACUGCCAUGGACAAGAGUCGCCUGAAGUCUCAUAUAGACCAUAUCCUUAAUGCCGGUUGUCAUGGUUUGGUGCCUGGUGGCACAACAGGAGAAUCACGGCUUUGUCAAUGGAGGAGCGGAAACAAAAUCUGGAACUUUGCAUCGAAUAUGCUGCAGGGAGAGCCCCUGUCGUAGCAGGAAUUGGUGCGACGACCACAAAGGACUGUGUCGAGCUGGCUGAGCAUGCCGCAAAAGCGGGAGCUGCAGCUGUCAUGGUGGUGCCGCCUUUCUAUGACCCAGUCAAUUAUGAGCAGUUGCAGGAACUCAUGUCUGAGAUCUAUGCGGUCUCAAACUUGGAUAUCGUUUACUACAACAUACCUUCGGCAUCGGGAAUCACUUUAAGUCCCAAACAGAUCGCUGGACUCUCGCGGGUCGGAGUGAAAUACCUCAAGGACACUUCGGGAAAUGCGCCAGCCUUUACCGAGCUAGUUUUUGGUCUGAAUGAUCAAAUCACUGCCUUCAACGGUUGGGACACAUUGACCUUUUACGGGCUGGCGGCUGGUUGCAAAGGGUCCGUAUGGGGAGCAUCAAAUGUGAUCCCGGAGCUGUCAGCUCAGCUGUGGGACGCCAUCGCAGGAAAAGGGGAUCUCAAGACUGGCCGUGAAUUGUGGUCAAAGAUUUAUCCCAUCUGCAAGUUCCUCGAAGAACAUAAUUACCCCUCCGCAGUGAAGACGGGUAUGGAGCUGUUGGGACACCGUACCGGGGGAUUGAGGAAGCCGUUCAAACUCCUUCAGGGCGAGCCAAGAGCAGAACUGGCAAGGUUAUUGCAAGCUGCAGGUCUGGAGGUCGUAGAUAAUAACGGUGCUUGAGGCAGCAGUUGCCCCGCUAGGAG